AUGGAAAGAAGUUCUAACAGUGACACAAGAAAGCACCUCCUCCAACACCACCCCAAAACCAUGAAAGGUGGCUGGCAUGCUGCAAGGUUCAUUAUAAGUGUUGAAUUUGCACAACAAUUUGCCUUUAUAGGAUUGUCAUCAAAUUUGAUCACAUACCUAACAAAUGAGCUUCAAGAAACCCUAAUUGAAGCAACAAAAAACAUAAACACUUGGGUUUUUGUUUCGUCCAUCUUCCCUUUGCUUGGUGCUUUCAUCGCUGAUUCUUACAUUGGUCGCUUUAAAACUGUCACUAUAUCCUCCUUUAUUUAUCUCUUGGGCAUGACUUUCAUGACACUUUCAGUGUCCAUUUUGAAGCACGAUAAGCUCUUUUUUGUAGCACUUUAUGUGUUCUCCGUCGGAGACGGCGGAAUUAAGUCGUGCGUUCAACCUUUUGCGGCGGAUCAGUUUGAUGAAGAGAAGGAGGAGCAAAGGGAAGCCAAGAGCUCUUUCUUUAAUUAUUGGUAUUUGGUCGUAGUACUUGCCAACUCUUCUGCCGUCUUCUUUAUUGUUUAUGUACAGGACAAUAUUGGGUGGACGGUAGGACUAGGGUUGCCAGUAGGGGUGUGGACAGUGGCAAUAGCAGUGUUUUUGAUUGGAACAAAAAGGUAUAAAAGGGAAAACCCUAAAGGGAGUCCCUUCACUACAAUUGCCCAAGUUCUUGUUGCUGCAUCUCUCAAAUGGCGCCUAAAACACUUACCAACCCAUGACACUUCUUUGUGUUAUUAUGGUCUUGAUGAUGACCAUCAUCCACUUCCAACUUUGGAACACACUCAUCACCUCAAAUUUUUGAACAAAGCAAUGAUGAUCGAUGAGAAUGAUGCUUCAAGCAAGAGUAGAAAUCCAUGGAGGCUAUGUUCAGUUACUCAAGUUGAAGAAGUAAAGCUUGUCCUUCGCCUCAUUCCUAUAUGGCUAUGUUGUGUCAUGUUUUUUGUUGUCCAAAGCCAACUAGUCACAUUCUUCCCCAAACAAGGUAGCACAAUGCGACGUCACAUAGGAUCGAAGUUUGAAAUCCCUCCGGCAUCACUUCUAGGGUUUGUUGGAAUUGUAAUGCUCUGUGAAAUUCCUGUCUACGACCGAGUUUUCGUGCCAGUUGCCAGAAAAUUCACAAAGCAUCACUCUGGUAUUACAUUAUUGCAAAAGAUUGGUGUCGGUCUAUUUUUGUCUAUACUAAACAUGAUUGUCUCGGCACUCGUAGAGACCAAAAGGAUUGGUGUUGCAAAACAACAUAAUCUCAUCGACGAUCCGAAUUCAAUUUUACCGAUCAGUAUCUGGUGGUUGCUACCUCAGUAUAUUCUUUCUGGAACUUCUGAUGUUUUCACAAUUAUUGGACUUCAAGAAUUGUUUUAUGAUCAAAUGCCGGAGGGAUUGAGAAGUUUGGGAGCUGCAGCAUUUGUUACUCUCUAUGGUGUUGGAAGCUUUUUUAGUAAUGCUAUUAUUGUUAUUGUGGUAGCAAUCACUUCAAAAAUUGGUGAAAAAUGGUUUGGGAAUAAUCUAAAUAAGGCACAUUUAGAUUAUUUUUAUUGGUUACUAGCUGGAUUAAGUGUUCUUAAUCUUUGUGUUUAUCUAUGGAUUGCCAAGGGUUUUGUUUACAAAAAGGUUCUUAACCCUAAUUCAGUGUCCUGA
This is a messenger RNA of Arachis stenosperma, 1662 nucleotides long. Its product is annotated as protein NRT1/ PTR FAMILY 5.4-like. Gene Ontology annotation, molecular function: transmembrane transporter activity. The coding region runs from base 1 to 1662 and encodes 553 amino acids. Gene Ontology annotation, biological process: oligopeptide transport; transmembrane transport. Gene Ontology annotation, cellular component: membrane. The record is from RefSeq and is a predicted model, not a curated record. The transcript is spliced from 5 exons. Lineage: Eukaryota; Viridiplantae; Streptophyta; Magnoliopsida; Fabales; Fabaceae.